This is a messenger RNA of Neoarius graeffei (lesser salmon catfish), 3527 nucleotides long. RefSeq names its product proline rich Gla (G-carboxyglutamic acid) 1 (gene prrg1). NCBI's taxonomy places the organism in Eukaryota, Metazoa, Chordata, Actinopteri, Siluriformes, Ariidae. Gene Ontology annotation, molecular function: calcium ion binding. The transcript has 4 exons. The coding region runs from base 283 to 885 and encodes 200 amino acids. Gene Ontology annotation, cellular component: extracellular region. The record is from RefSeq and is a predicted model, not a curated record.
GCGGAGUGAGUCCCGGUGGGUGCAGCAGCUGAAGGUCGAGUCCCCGCGGGCUGUGUGUGUGUGUGUGUGUGUGUGUGUGUGUGUGUGUGUGUGUGGAGGUUAAAGCUGCCUGAGGAUGGAGAAGUUUUUAAUCUUAAACUAAAGGCGUGUUUGUUGGUGUGUUUGGUGCGCGGGAGCGUGUGGCUCGGAUGAGCGCUAAUCCCCUCAGUUAGCCGCGUUAGCCGCCGGGAGCUACACGGAGGAGCGCCGCGCUGAAACACGGUUUGUGAAGCUGCAAGAAUCAUGGGAGCUGUGUUCCUGUCAGCAGACGCGGCACACAGCGUGCUAAGGAGGGUCCCGAGGGCCAACUUCUUCCUGGAGGAAAUGAAGCAGGGAAACAUUCAGCGCGAGUGCAGGGAGGAGAUCUGUAACUACGAGGAAGCUCGUGAGGCUUUCGAGAACGACGAGAAAACGCGGCGAUUCUGGGAGGAGUACCAGCGCGAGAGCAGCCCCAAACCCGGAGGACUUCAGUCCAUAGUGGGCGGAGUCAACAUGCUGUACCUAGUCCUGCCCCUGCUGCUGUUGCUGCUGCUCAUCGCUGUCGUCUCGUUCACCGUGUGGAGGUGCCACUCGCGCAAAAGGUCUCAGCGCAGCCCUGCCAUCGGCCAGAGAGACUCCGCCCUCGCCGUCGUUUCCAUGGACCAGUGGGGGCAAAGCUACCAUCCAGACCCCGCCUAUUCGGGUGAUGACAUCACACCCGGGCAGGUCAGCGUCGCGGAUCCCCCUCCAUCUUACGAGGAAGCUGUGGGCCACAUGGAUGUGCACGUGGAGGCCGAGCCUCCACCCCAGUAUGAUGACAUCAUCAGAGGGUCUGCGAGCAAUGCCGUGAUUGGACAGGCCAAGUGAAGCACUUUCCAAUCACAACGCAGCCUCACUCCUGAGGUUUACUCCACGCCAGUCGCUGCUUCUCUUAGUGCUGCGUGCAACUCUCCAAGAUGAAACAAUGCAAAUAAAGCAGAUGUUUUAAUACAUCGAAUACCAGCAAAGACCAGAAAUAAGAAGUGAUCACGUUCUGUUAGUGAAGGAAAAACACAAUGGAUUUGUUUUCCAAAUGCAAAAAUAUAAGUAGAAUCAGUUUUUUUUCCUCUCGGUACAUCAAUCCAGAGUAUAAGAUGAAACUUCUUACAAUCUGCUCACAGAAAAUUGCAACAGGCAUUUUUAUUUAGUUUAUAUUUUGCCAUGGUUACCAAAUUCCAAAAUUAGCAACUUUUAUGCUAAUUUUUUUUAUUUAGUGAUUAAGAAUCUUACACAAACCUUUUAAAUCCGUUUGAGUGAGUUGUUAAAAGAAAAACGUCAAAAAUGUAUUUAGUGCAAAUACAUUCUGCUCGUACGAAAAUUUUACGAUAACUACUGGAGUAUCACGAUUACCGUUAUAAAGAAAUGUCCGUAAACGGGUGGAAAUUGCAUCUUAUAGUCCAGGAGGUGAUGUAUUAAAUCUGAACGUGUCCCAACCAGCACAGGAAAUCGUAACGAGCAAAACAAAAUGAUUUUACGUAUCAAGAAUGAGAACAUUUCAUGUGUCAGGAAGGUAAGACGUAUAAAUCCAGUGGCUUGGCCAGUGCUGCUGCUGCUGCGAGUCAUCCGAGCGAACCGCCUCGCCUCGCCUCGCUGUCCUUCCUCAUCAGGUUUCACUGCCGCUGGGCCUGAAACCCUGAAAUUGAGCCAAACCUCAGCUCUCAGGUGAAACAGCCUGAGUCAUAGGAUGGAGAAAAGCCAAGGAAGCACGCUUCUUUCUUUUUCUUUCUUUCUUUUUUUUAAACACCUUAACCAUCCACUGUUCCUGCUCAUUACAUAGUGCAACAGUAGCACCCUGAUCCAAUAGUGUGUGCUCCAGGAAACGAGUGUGUGAGAGUAGAGUAAGCACUAAUCCACGCACUGCUGUAGCCAGACUAGCAGAAUGACUAGCAUUCAUCUCCAUUCGCACCAGCAAGCAACGGAUGGUUCGUCUGCUGUGGACGUGCACGACUGUGAAAUUAAAAUUCGACCACAUUUUAUGCAAAUAAGCCACAACACGGCUGAGUGAUGAUGUUGAAGUAUUGUGUUUGGUACAUUUUCAGGCCGAUCUGAUCUCCGUUCAGCUCAAUUUACAGAAAAGAAAAAUGUUACCGCCGUUUCUGUAGCGGUGGGCGGAAUGGAGGGAAUAAAGCACUACGUGUCGUGCUGUUCUAGGAAAAUAAUCAACUACUUUAUUUUUAUUUUUUAUAAUAACACAGACAUGUUUAUCGCUCUCACAACACAGCAGUUUGGCUUACACACGAUUACACUUUUUCAUGCCAUGCUUUUUAUCCAUUUAUAGUUAGUUUUAUGUGAUAUUAGUAUCGCAUUGAAAAAAGAAAAUUAAGAUCAGUUUUUCUUUUUUUUUAAUUGUUGCGAUAAGAUUUUAACAACUUUAUUAUAGAUUUUUUUUUCAGUAACCAGCUGCGUUUGUGAGGGAUUUUUUUUUCUCGCUUGAAGUUAAUGAGAUUCUGUUUAAAGGAAUGAAUGUUUAUAGCUGCUGCAGUGUAAAAGAGGAAAGAACAGGAACAAGAACUAACUUGUUUCAUAAUAUUUAAAUGCAAAUGGUUUGUUUUUUUAAGAAAUAAAAACAGUAAUUGUUACUUGCUGUGGUAUAAGAGGAAUAAAACAGUUGAGGACGUGCUGUUAGAGGAACAUAAUCACGUCCUCUUCAUCACGCCAGGCGCAUCAUAUGAUUGAUUGAUUGAUUGAUUUGAUUUUCUGUAACAGCAUGACAUGAGGUGAUUUAUUCCUCUUAUACCACCUCUUAUUCAUCUGAUUUUUUUUUUCUUGUUUUUGUUUGUUUGUUUGACUCCCUGCCCUGAUGCACUGACGUAAAUCACACUGUUACAGAGGAAAGAAAUUAUUUAGAGUUUUAAUUUAGCAAGAAAGUGCCAUUUGUUGUGGCUGUGAGUCAUGCAAAUUAAAUAAAUUUAGAUAAAAUAUUCAGCCAGCUGAAAGGCAGCGUUCAGACAACUGUCGUUUAAGAUGGACAGAUUUAAAGACUGUAACGUGUCCUCGAUGAAAGUUUUGCAAAACAGAUUAUAAUUUAUAUUUAUUCUAUCAACAUUCACUGGAUAUGAGCAAUCGUGCGCUCUGAUUGGCUACUCUACGACUAGGAUAUCAGCUCAUAUAAGGUGAGUAGAGAAAAACAAAAUUGCUGAACCAGCCGAGGACGAAAUAAAAACUACUCGAAAACAAAACCCCAAAAAAUAAUUAAAAAAAGCAACAAAAUACGGAAUAAAAGUAUUUGAUGGUAAGAAUUAUUAUUGCAUUUUUCACAAAUUGCUCCUGUCAUUUCACCGGUUUGUUUACAUUCUAAGCAGAAAUUAUUUUGUCGGAUGUUUUGUUCUUAUUUAUUGAAUUUGCCAAAAAUAAAAAUGCUCCGUGGCGGCACGGUGGUGUAGUGGUUAGCGCUGUCGCCUCACAGCAAGAAGGUCCGGGUUCGAGCCCCGUGGCCGGCGAGGGCCUUUCUGUGCGGAGUUUGCAUGUUC